Molecule: messenger RNA, 3852 nt
Organism: Galeopterus variegatus (Sunda flying lemur)
Lineage: Eukaryota; Metazoa; Chordata; Mammalia; Dermoptera; Cynocephalidae
Gene: RRN3
Product: RRN3 RNA polymerase I transcription factor homolog (S. cerevisiae)
Exons: 18
Coding region: 69-2045 (658 amino acids)
Biological process (GO): transcription initiation at RNA polymerase I promoter
Cellular component (GO): nucleus
Molecular function (GO): RNA polymerase I core binding; RNA polymerase I general transcription initiation factor activity
Source: RefSeq, a predicted model, not a curated record
ACAGAGGUGGUAGCUGGAAGGGAUAGGACUUCCGGCGCGAGGCGCAGUCGUCGCGUUAGCCCGGCCCGAUGGCGGCCCCGCUCCUUCACACGCGGUUGCCUGGGGAUGCGGUCGCUGCGGCCUCUGCGGUCACCACGCUGGGCGCUUCGAGGACUGGAAUUUCAGAUAUGCUUGCAUUAGAGAAUGAUUUCUUCAAUUCUCCCCCAAGAAAAACUGUUCGGUUUGGUGGAACUGUGGCAGAAGUCUUGCUAAAGUACAAAAAGGGUGAAAAAAAUGACUUUGAGUUGUUGAAGAACCAGCUGUCAGAUCCACAUAUAAAGGAUGAUCAGAUCAUUAACUGGCUGCUAGAAUUUCGCUCUUGUAUCAUGUACUUGACAAAAGAUUUUGAACAGCUUAUCAAUAUUCUAUUGAGAUUGCCUUGGUUGAAUAGAAGUCAAACAGUGGUGGAGGAAUAUUUGGCUUUUCUUGGGAAUCUUGUAUCAGCACAGACUGUCUUCCUUAGACCAUGUCUCAGCAUGAUUGCUUCCCAUUUUGUACCUCCCCGAGUGAUCAUUAAGGAAGGCAACAUAGACGUUUCAGAUUCUGAUGAUGAAGAUGAUAAUCUUCCUGCAAAUUUUGAUACAUGUCACAGAGCCUUGCAAAUAAUAGCAAGAUAUGUCCCAUCGACACCGUGGUUUCUCAUGCCAAUACUGGUGGAAAAAUUUCCAUUUGUUCGAAAAUCAGAGAGAACAUUGGAAUGUUACGUUCACAACUUACUAAGAAUUAGUGUAUAUUUUCCAACCUUGAGGCAUGAAAUUCUGGAGCUUGUUAUUGAAAAGCUACUCAAGUUAGAUGUAAAUGCAUCCCGGCAGGACAUUGAAGAUGCUGAGGAAACAGCAGCUCAGACUUGUGGAGGGACAGAUUCUACAGAAGGAUUGUUUAAUAUGGAUGAAGAUGAAGAAACUGAACAUGAAACAAAGACUGAUCCCGAACGACUCGAUCAGAUGGUACAUCCUGUUGCUGAACGCCUGGACAUCAUGCUCUCUUUGCUUUUGUCCUACAUUAAGGAUGUCUGCUAUGUAGAUGGUAAGGUUGAUAAUAACAAAACAAAGGAUUUAUAUCGUGAUCUGAUAACCAUCUUUGACAAACUCCUGUUGCCCACCCACGCCUCCUGCCAUGUACAGUUUUUCAUGUUUUACCUCUGUAGCUUCAAAUUGGGAUUUGCGGAAGCAUUUUUGGAACACCUCUGGAAAAAACUGCAAGAUCCAAAUAAUCCUGCCAUCAUCAGGCAAACUGCUGGAAAUUAUAUUGGAAGCUUUCUGGCAAGAGCUAAAUUUAUUCCUCUUAUUACUGUAAAAUCAUGCCUAGAUCUUUUGGUUAAUUGGCUGCACAUAUACCUUAAUAACCAGGAUUCGGGGACAAAGGCUUUUUGUGAUGUUGCUCUCCACGGACCAUUUUAUUCAGCCUGCCAAGCUGUGUUCUACACUUUUGUCUUUAGACACCAGCAGCUUUUAAGUGGAAACUUGAAGGAAGGUUUGAGGUAUCUUCAAAGUCUAAAUUUUGAACGUAUAGUGAUGAGUCAGCUAAAUCCUCUGAAGAUUUGCCUGCCCACAGUGGUUAACUUUUUUGCUACCAUCACAAAUAAAUACCAGCUAGUCUUCUGCUACACUAUCAUUGAGAGGAACAAUCGCCAGAUGCUGCCAGUUAUUAGAAAUACGGCUGGAGGGGACUUGGUACAAACCUGCACAAACCCACUUGACACCUUCUUCCCCUUUGAUCCUUGUGUGCUUAAGAGGUCAAAAAAAUUCAUUGAUCCUAUAUAUCAGAUAUGGGAAGGGAUGAAUGCAGAAGAGCUUCAGGAGUUUAAGAAACCCAUUAAAAAGGAGAUGGUAGAAGAUGAAGAUGAUGAUUUUUUGAAGGGUGAAGUGCCCCAGAAUGAUACUGUGAUUGGGAUUACACCGAGCUCCUUUGACGUACAUUUCCGAAGUCCUUCAAGCAGUGUGGGCUCCCCACCCGUGUUAUACAUGCCAGACCAGUCCCCUCGGAUCUCAAGGAUUUGCGAUUGAGAUGCAACACUCUUCCCCAUUACGCCCUUCAGUACCCAGGCUCACGCUGUUUGGGCAUGGCAUUGAACUAGAAUGAGUACAUGCCGCAAGCAGUGUACUUUCAAGUUAGACUUACUUAAUCUAGUGUCUGAACAGUUUGAACCUUUUUAUUGUUUUUUUCUUUUUUGCUCCCCUUACAGACAAAAAGAAAAGACUGAAUAUCAUGUGCAAUAUUUUAUAGUGGGGUUGAUGAUAAAUGUCAAGGACUUUGCUAGUUUAAUUGUACAUUUUUGUGUUAAUGGCUUUUUGACAUAAUUAUUAUGUAAUUUCUAAUAUUGGCAACAGCCUGUUUUAACAGAUUGUUUUUUUAACAUAAGUUUUUGUCAGAGCCAUAGUCACAGGACAUUGUUGAUCUGAUUUCAGUGAAAAUCUUCUUGGAUAAACCCUUAAAGACUUUUUAUUUUUUUUGGCGGCUGGCAGGUAUAGGGACCCGAACCCUUGAUCUUGGUGUUACAAUAAUGCGUCUAACCAACUGAGCUACCCAGCUAGCCCUACUUAAAGAGUUUAACUAGAAUGUGUUUAUUUUGCAUACACUGUUUACUUUCUGCUGUUAUUGUACUUGUGCAUUGGGGUCUCAGUGGGGUGCAGAGAAGACAAAGUGGGAGGGUGGCCAGAGCUGGGCUGGGACACAGAGUUGGAGCUGGCUCUGAAGGAGACCUCCAGGGACGUCAGAGACCAAUAAAAGCCAGGAGGGAAGAGAUAGAGGAUUUAGGGAAACAGAAUCAGACAAGUAAUAUACUUGUUCAGUGUAAAAAUGGAUUUAAAAGAAAAAUGGAAUCCAGGUAAAUGUAAUCCACUUUGACUAAAAGUGGGCUUGGACUUGUAUGAAACACAUGACACUGUUUUACCCAUUGGCUCUCAAGGAUCUUCUUAAAACUGAAACUGCUCAUUUGCAGGAGUUACAUUGAGUUAUUUUUGACCAGCAUCAGUUGGUCAUUAUGGGAAUUUAUUUGUCCAAACAGUAAAAAGAUAUUUAGGUUAUUUGGUGCAAUGGUUUUGCUAGCAACAAUAGGCUGAAGUUACUGCUGCAGGCCCUGUCUAAUGGCUGUGCAUAUCAUGGAUUCAGCUGGGUGAAAUUCUUCUCCAGCAAGCCUCUUUUUGUAUUUUUGUAACUAAACACAGAGGAGAGUCUAAGACAAACUUGCUUUGUAUCAAAUUUUGGUGGAGUUAUUUUGAAGCUCAAGCAUAUUUUCCCUUUGUUCCUUAUAUGUGUACUUUUUUGUUUGUGAAAAUGUCCAUCUUUAAGCAUAUUUAUUUUUCUUCUGCUUUUCCUGUUCUUUAUUUAAAGGUGAGCAGUAUUUUCUUGAUCACAAAUACUUCGUAAUGAAAUACUUCCUCUUUCCUAGGGCUUUGUAUGCUCUUGUAUUAUUACAUUGAUGGCGAUGUUGAGUUUAAAUUUCAGUCUGUAAAUAACUUUUUGGAAAAUAGAAAUUUUUAUUGCUCUAAAAGUUUUGGAUAUUGGUGGUUUUCUUUGGGUGACUUGCUGGAAAGUCAUUUGAACCUUAAGAUUCUCUGUUUUUUAAACUGCUGACAAAAACGUGGAAAUUUUGUAUACUGGAUGAAAUGAGUAAAUGAAAAUCUAUCCACAGAAGUUAACAGUAGUGGGGUCUUUGUGGGUUGGGAAGUAGAUUUAAUGUAGAAGGAUAUAUUUAUAAAUAAGUAUUUUUUUAAAAAAUUGAUUUUGAAAAUUAAUGACAUGGUUAAUCUGGAACUUUCAUUUUUAUGCCAGUAAAGGGAGGUACCCCAAUAAAAAGACUUCUCACAUAAA